AUGGACCGCCCAAGCAAGGGAACCUUCCGCUAUGUGGAGCGCGAAUUCGCUGAAGUGACCUGGUACAAAGAUCCCGGUUUGAGGAAGACGUACAUCGUCCUGAUGUUCGUCGUUCUUACAUCGGCAUCCAAUGGCUUCGAUGGUAGUAUGGUGAAUGGACUGCAGUCUCUGGAGCCAUGGCGAGUCCACUUCGACUUCCCGGAAGGCUCGCUUCUCGGUCUGUUCUCGUCGAUCAUGGCAGUCGGUGGUAUCGUGGCACUUCCCAUCACUCCUUACAUUGCGGAUGGCUGGGGCAGACGUUGGGGAAUCAUUAUUGGUUGUCUCAUCGGCCUUGUUGGUGUGGCGCUACAGGGAAUCUCGAUCAACUUUCGAAUGUUCAUCGCUGCGAGAUUCUUCAUCGGAUUCGGCACAUCAAUUGCUCAAGGAGCAUCUCCCUUGCUUAUCACGGAACUCGCUCAUCCACAGCACCGUGCAAUCUUCACGACCAUCUACAACACGACCUGGUAUGUUGGCGCUAUCAUCGCAGCAUGGGCGACCUAUGGCACCAAUCAAAUAAACAACAACUGGUCUUGGAGAAUCCCCUCGCUUCUCCAAGGAUUUGCACCCAUUCUGCAACUGGUCUUCGUUUGGUUCGUACCCGAGAGCCCGCGUUUCUUGUUCGCCAAAGGCAAAACAGAGAGGGCGCACCACGUUCUUGCUAAAACGCACGCAAAUGGAGAUCUCAACGACGAAUUGGUCAUGCUUGAAGUGCAAGAGAUCAAGGAAACCAUUGCACUUGAGAAGGAAUUCGAGGGAAACGGCUGGCUUGUGUUCUUCAAGACGGUUGGCAACCGCCGCAGGCUCCUCAUUCUACUCACCCUGGGUCUCUUCUCUCAAUGGUCUGGGAACGGUAUCGCUUCGUACUAUCUGAACAUCGUCCUCGAUGAUGUCGGCGUCACCAACGACAACACAAAACUGCUCAUCAACGGCGGGCUCCAGAUCAUGAACAUGGCCGUCGCCCUCGGCCAAUGCUUCAUCGUUGAUUACGUUGGCAGACGCACCCUGUUCCUGGUCUCCACCUCCGGCAUGUUUGGCACAUUCUGCAUCUGGACGGCUUGUGCCGCAACAUACACGAAGUCGGGCGUCGCAUCUGCAGGUCAUGCGGUCAUCGCCAUGGUAUUCAUCUACUAUAUUUUCUAUAACCUGGCAUGGUCUGGACUCCUUGUGGGAUAUGGAUGCGAAAUCUUGCCCUACAACCUCCGWGCCAAGGGUCUGACUCUGAUGUUCUUGAUGGUGAAUGUCGCCCUGUUCUUCAACCAGUACGUCAAUCCGAUCGCGCUGAGGGACAUCAAAUGGAAGUACUACAUUGUGUACUGCGUGUGGCUUGCUAUUGAACUCGCUGUGGUCUACUUUUACUACAUCGAGACCCGUUAUACUCCGCUCGAAGAGAUUGCCAAGUACUUUGAUGGUCAGGAUGCGCUUGUCGGUGGCGCUGUUGCCACCGAGAAAGGCAAGAUUCUCUCGGCGGAGAUGGGUGGUGUGGACCAUGACAUGGAUAGGAAGAAUCCUGAGGUGGAGCAUCGCGAGUUGUAA
Molecule: messenger RNA, 1572 nt
Organism: Ramularia collo-cygni
Lineage: Eukaryota; Fungi; Ascomycota; Dothideomycetes; Mycosphaerellales; Mycosphaerellaceae
Product: related to hexose transporter protein
Exons: 6
Coding region: 1-1572 (523 amino acids)
Biological process (GO): transmembrane transport; carbohydrate transport
Cellular component (GO): membrane
Molecular function (GO): carbohydrate:proton symporter activity
Source: RefSeq, a predicted model, not a curated record